This is a messenger RNA of Dipodomys ordii (Ord's kangaroo rat), 2057 nucleotides long. RefSeq names its product small glutamine-rich tetratricopeptide repeat (TPR)-containing, alpha (gene Sgta). NCBI's taxonomy places the organism in Eukaryota, Metazoa, Chordata, Mammalia, Rodentia, Heteromyidae. The transcript has 12 exons. Gene Ontology annotation, molecular function: protein binding; molecular adaptor activity. Gene Ontology annotation, cellular component: TRC complex; membrane. Bases 92 to 1033 code for a protein of 313 amino acids. Gene Ontology annotation, biological process: post-translational protein targeting to endoplasmic reticulum membrane. The record is from RefSeq and is a predicted model, not a curated record.
GCGCCACGGUGCGCAGGCGCAGCCGUCGGUGGGUCGGGGUUCGGUCGCUUGUGAGAUCCUGAACACCUGUGUUGCCUCUGCCUGCCUCAAGAUGGACAACCGGAAGCGCCUGGCCUACGCCAUCAUCCGGUUCCUGCAGGACCAGCUCCGGCACGGAGGGCUCUCGUCCGAUGCCCAGGAGAGCUUGGAAGUCGCCAUCCAGUGCCUGGAGACGGCCUUCGGGGUGACUGUGGAGGACACUGACCUGGCACUCCCCCAAACUCUUCCUGAACUAUUUGAAGCAGCUGCCAGUGGCAAGGAGAAGCCGCAGGAUCAGAGGCCUUCCGAGCACACCCCGCCUUCUGAUGAGGACUCAGCGGAGGCAGAGCGCCUCAAAACGGAAGGAAACGAGCAGAUGAAGGUGGAGAACUUCGAAGCUGCUAUCCACUUGUAUGGAAAGGCCAUUGAGCUCAAUCCUGCCAACGCCGUGUACUUCUGCAACAGAGCCGCAGCCUACAGCAAGCUGGGGAACUAUGCAGGGGCCGUGCAGGACUGCGAGCGUGCCAUCUGCAUCGACCCUGCCUACAGCAAGGCCUACGGCCGCAUGGGCCUGGCGCUGUCCAGCCUGAACAAGCACGCCGAGGCCGUGGCCUACUACAAGAAGGCCUUGGAGCUGGACCCCGACAACGAGACGUACAAGUCCAACCUCAAGAUCGCAGAGCUGAAGCUGAGGGAGGCGCCAAGUCCCACUGGCGGUAUGGGCACCUUUGACAUCGCUGGCCUGCUCAACAACCCCAGCUUUAUGAGCAUGGCAUCAAACCUGAUGAACACCCCCCAACUCCAGCAGCUCAUGUCCGGGAUGAUUUCUGGCAGCCACAACCCCUUAGGAACUCCGGGCACCAGUCCUUCGCAGACGGACCUGGCCAGCUUGAUCCAGGCGGGCCAGCAGUUCGCCCAGCAAAUGCAGCAGCAGAACCCGGAGCUAAUUGAGCAGCUCAGGAGUCAGAUCCGCAGCCGGACCCCCAGCGCCAGCAACGAUGAGCAGCAGGAGUGACGGCAGCCAUCCAGCCCGAUCCUGUCCUUCCCGGCCUGCUGGCAGCCUUCUGGUGUUUUGCCAUUUUCUCCCGUCGGACUGCCCAAGAGAGAAAAAGAAAGAAGUUGGACCUGCAUGUUAAAUGGCUCCCCCGUCCCCGGUUUUUGUUUUUUUUUUUUUUCUUUGCCCUCCCUCCUCCCUUUUUGUACUCCUCUUCCCGCCCAGUCCCGCGUUGAGAGCCGAGCCAGCAAGCUGAGUGUAGACCAGCACUGGUUCCCCCCCAGCCCCAGUUGUUCCAGAAUUUUUCUAGAAUCCCGGAGUACUUCCUUUGGUGACUCGGGGAAGUGGCAGGUGUGACGAGGAGCCUCGUGGCACACACCUGUGGCCUCGGGGGCCAGGACUUGAGGAGUAGACCUUGGGCCCGGCCUGGGCCCCCAAGAGCGCUCACUGCCAGCCCGGCCUGGGCGCCAGCUUCCCAGGACCACGCGGGUGCUUGCUCGGCAACCGCGGCUUCUGCACAUUGAGCCUCGUGGACACAGGACGGCUUCAGCAGCUCCUUCCUGCUGCGCAUGUGCAGAUAGCCAUGCGGCCAUUGUCCCACCUCCUGGUCCAGCCCUCAUGGCCAAUAGCGAUGCGUGACCUUCUGUCCCCGGGGCCCAGCGGACAGACCAGGACAUCCUGGCCUGCCUGCGUCCCCUCCCACAGCCCUAACCCUGCAGGUGUCCAGCAGGCCCAGGGACCUUCCGAGGGCUCCCCACUCCUGCACCACCCCUCAGCCCUGAGAAGGUCACCAGAGCUGUGUCCAGGGAGGAAAAGCCUGUCCAGGAAACGUGGCCACCAUGAUGUCCCUGUGGUGGUUCCAUGGUGGCAGUCAGGGCCGUGUGUAGCCAUGUGCAAGGUAGAGGCAGAACUGUGUGUGUGUGUGUGUGCAUAGGUAGCCGGUAGGAAGGGGCCAUAGCCGCUACCAAGCCCCAUGGGGUGGGCUGGCCACACGCUCCACGCUGAGGCAAUGGAUGUGGAAUAAAGCGACAUCAUGACCUCUGUU